CUUUGUUCGGGAGACGAUUUCAGAGGGAGAGCCGACUUCGCGAGGUCGAGGAGUGAAGAGAGAUUUUAGGCGCGUUCCAAGAAAACCUAAGGUAUUGUUUGGAUUGGAGGUGUCGGACGGAGAGGGAGGGGAAGGGAUGGGGACGGAUGGCAAGGGAGGAGGAGUGAGGGAGGCUGCCUCCUUCCUCCUUUGGGUUUCCAAACAGAUAGGGGGAGGGAGAUGGACUGAUUGUAACUCCCUUCAACCCCCCUCAACCCUCCUCAAAUUUUGUAGAUUUGCAAUUUGUAUAAUUUGGGGAGUUUAGAAGGAAUUUGACCUCGCUUCUCUCUAUUCUGAAAAGAUUUGUGGGUGCGGAAACCGGCAUUAACAUGGGGUCGAUGCUUGGUAACUGGCCCUCAUUCGAUCCUCACAACUUCAGCCAGCUUCGACCCUCUAAUCCGUCCAAUCCUUCCAAAUUGGCGCCUGCCACCUAUCGGCCUACUCACAGCCGGACUAUUCCACCACCUGAUCAAGUAAUAACUACUGAAACCAAAAAUAUUCUGAUAAGAAAUUUUUACCACCACACAGAGGAGAAGAUGAGACCAAAGAGAGCUGCCUCUGAAAAUUUAAUACCGGAGCAUGGAAGUAAACAACCUAGACCUUCACCCUCACAUUAGAUUCAUUUUAGUUCUUUUAUAUGUAUGUAAAUAUUUCUUGCCAUGGCAAAUGUGUUUUAGAAAUUGAGAAGCAACUAGCUUGCUCAUUGUUGUAAACUGUUUAGCCACACAGGUACUCACGUCUGGGUAAUCCCAUUGAAAACGGAUUCUAUGUAUUUCUCCACAUUCAUGUGUUGGUUUCUGUUGCGGCAGUUGUGUGUGUGUGUGUUUUUAUCUUUUUGGAGGGAUGGGGGGACUGGCCAAAGAAAAAAGUUAAUAGUGU
Molecule: messenger RNA, 918 nt
Organism: Rubroshorea leprosula
Lineage: Eukaryota; Viridiplantae; Streptophyta; Magnoliopsida; Malvales; Dipterocarpaceae
Source: the annotation of a GenBank genome assembly